Somion occarium is the source of this 446-nucleotide messenger RNA. Lineage: Eukaryota; Fungi; Basidiomycota; Agaricomycetes; Polyporales; Cerrenaceae. The record is from the annotation of a GenBank genome assembly.
UCGUAGACAUUGCAAUUGGUGCAGUGGCUGCUACUCCUAGCACAUUGCCACCACACUCCUUCUUUACCACUCUACAGCUAUGGUAUGCAAGAAAUGCGAGAGUAAAACCUCCAAAGUCGCUGCUCCCGAUCCGUUCCAGUCUACCUCACAAAGCAUCAAGGAGGGGUCUAGGAAGAUCGGUGAGAACAAGCUACUUACACGACCAGGAAGCUCGAAGAAUAGGUUCCAGCCGUAUCAGGGUAAGUGUAGGGACUGCAAGUCUACGGUUACCCAGAACAAGGCGAAGUACUGUCAUGGUUGUGCGUACAAACGAGGUGUAUGUGCGAUAUGCGGCAAACGCGUUCUUGAUACGACUGGAUAUGUCAUGUCAUCCAAGUAACCUGGGCAGCUUUCCCCACGAGGCCAUUGUGCACUCACCCAAGGUCCACUCGGCAUACUUAUGAAGC